AUGACGAAACUGCAAUUUCUAGAAGAUCGUUUUACUGAGGUAGAAGAACAGCUGGUAAAAAAGAUUAAUGAUUUAAGCAGUAGAAUGGAAAGCAUCAUACAACACAAGAACGAUUCAAACAAAGUGCGGGACAAUGUGUACACAUCCUGCAGCGAGGUUCCCUCUUCCGGAAUAUACUCCAUUCAACCGAAUAACACCUUCAACGAACCGAUGAGGGUGCUUUGUGAUCAAGAUUACGAAUCCGGAGGCUGGAUUGUGAUUCAACAUCGUUUUAACGGAUCGACGGAUUUCUAUCGGAAUUGGGAAGAGUACAAGAAUGGUUUUGGAAAUCUGGAAGGAGAGUUCUGGUUGGGUCUUGAUCGUAUUCAUCAGUUAACAGCUUCACGUCCACAUGAGCUGGUGGUGUUGAUAGAAAAUAUUUAUGAUGUAAAGUGGUUCGACAAAUACGAUCAGUUUGAGAUCGGAGACGAAAACGAAAAAUAUGUGUUGAAGAAGCUAGAUUAUAAUUCC
This is a messenger RNA of Anopheles funestus (African malaria mosquito), 510 nucleotides long. RefSeq names its product ryncolin-1-like. The transcript has a single exon. Lineage: Eukaryota; Metazoa; Arthropoda; Insecta; Diptera; Culicidae. The annotation marks the transcript as partial. The record is from RefSeq and is a predicted model, not a curated record.